AAAAAAAAAAACAAACCAAUUCAGUUUGGUUUUUGGUUUUUAACCAAAUAACUCACACCCCUUGACGGCUCCACCCACUCGCCCCAUCCCACAAAGCUCUGCGCCUGCAACUCAACCAACGAACGCUACCAUUGCACCAAUUUCUCUCCUUUUGCUUGUUUGCAGCCGAUUGUGGUUGAACUUGGGAAACUAAUGUUCGUAUAUCAAUGAGGAUUUCAGAGGUUUGAUGAAGAAAUUUUGAAUCUAGGAUGAUGAGAAUAUCAGCAAGAUUUCAAUGCUUGACGGUUUUGAAGCCACGCUUUUUAACUGUCAGAUAUAGCACUGAGCUCUUUGUCAGCCGGCUCUCAUUUUAUACAAAACGCGAUGAGUUUAAGAAGAUGUUUUCUCAAUUUGGCAAUGUUAAAGAAGCUAGGCUGAUCAUGGAUAGCAAAACAGGAAGGACAAAGGGGUAUGGUUUUGUGACAUUUGAGACAGAAGCUGAGGCGCAGAAUGCUAUUAAGGUUUUUCAUGGCAAGGAGUCAGGACCCUUACUCUGUUACAAGAGCACCCAACAUCUGUAGGGACCUGAAAAUGAUAGUCCGAGGACGACUAAUUUUCGUGGAACCUUCAACGAACAUAAAGACUGAUGCUACUCCCAAAGCUGAAAAGUCUUAGUUUGAAGUCUAAUGUUAAGAACUAUUCCAAAGAUGGAUGGACAUGCCUCGUUUCAUCUUUUAAACUAUCUUAUCCCAUUUCAAUGGUGAAGUAUACUUGACAUUUUUGUACAAGUAUAUUCUGUUAUUGAUGCGAAAUUCGUCCCCAGGCUGCCAAUAUUCUUUUUA
Molecule: messenger RNA, 821 nt
Organism: Beta vulgaris subsp. vulgaris (sugar beet)
Lineage: Eukaryota; Viridiplantae; Streptophyta; Magnoliopsida; Caryophyllales; Amaranthaceae
Product: glycine-rich RNA-binding protein 4, mitochondrial
Exons: 6
Coding region: 249-560 (103 amino acids)
Molecular function (GO): RNA binding
Source: RefSeq, a predicted model, not a curated record